Molecule: messenger RNA, 4046 nt
Organism: Gopherus flavomarginatus (Mexican gopher tortoise)
Lineage: Eukaryota; Metazoa; Chordata; Testudines; Testudinidae
Gene: FAM241A
Product: family with sequence similarity 241 member A
Exons: 2
Coding region: 73-420 (115 amino acids)
Cellular component (GO): intracellular membrane-bounded organelle
Source: RefSeq, a predicted model, not a curated record
GCUCGCCCCCGCUGGGGCAGAGGAGGCAGCGGCGGCGAGGGCCAGGCUGCCCCCGGGAGGUGUCGGAGGGGAAUGGGCUCCAUGGCGGGGCUGCUGCCGCCCGGAGACUGCGGGUGCGAUGGAGACGCGGAAGCUGCCGGAGCCCGGCACAGACACCGGCAGCCAGAGGAGCGGGUCCAGCAAGAACAAAGAAAUCACACUGUAGAGCCUGUUAUAGAUGACUAUAAAAAGAUGGGGACUCUCUUUGGUGAACUAAACAAAAGCCUUAUCAGCAUAGGCUUCACGAGGAUGUAUUUUGGAGAACGGAUUGUGGAACCUGUAAUAAUCGUAUUCUUCUGGGUUAUGCUUUGGUUCCUUGGCUUACAAGCUCUUGGACUUGUUGCUGUUCUGUGCCUUGUCAUUAUUUACGUGCAACAGUAGAGUAUGGUGAAUGGCCUGUUGGAUAACAUAUUACAACCAUAUCACCUUUCAAUGGAUUUAUGUGUUUAAGCAAAGAACACCGGCAUAUUAAAAGCUGCAGUUUUCCAAAUCAUGCUACACAUUACAUUUGUGAGGUUUCUACAUUCAGACUAAAAUUACAUACGCAUUUUAAAGGAAGUCAACAGUCCUAGCACAUCUCCAAAGGGAAUGAAAGGGAUAUGCUACUAAUAAUGGUACUGUCCAAAGUAACUUACUCUUUUGAAGGGUUUGUCAGCACAGUAAGUUAGUACACGGCAAGCCAGGGUGUGAAUCUACUGCACACUAGCUUGUCAAAUGCUAACUCAGUGUGGACAAGCCCUGAGUGAGGGUAUGUGAGCCAUUGCAACUUUGAGGGCUCAGUCCUAGGUUGUCUUUUUAUUAAAUAUGGUAUAAAAACACCUCCAUCCGAAUGGGGUCAGCCUCUCUUCUGUGGUGUGGCUGAUAUUUUGAAAUGACACUUGCUUUGUGUAGUGGAAAUUCCUCUCUUUGUUUUGAAGAGUACACAUAACCAUGAGAUUUAUGUUCUGUUAUCUUUACAUUGUUCUCCUGUAAGCUUUUUGAAAGCUGGACCCAUAAAUCUGUUAACUAAAUAAAAAUGUGUUCCUCCACUGGCUUGCACGUGUGUGCACGCACAUUCGUUUGUUACUGUAAUGCCAGGCCUACAUUAGAAAAGGGUUGUCGGACAUAACUGUACCAGCAAAUCCUCCUCUGGUAGGCUUAGCUUAUACUGGCAAAAAAGUACUGUUGCCAAUAUAAUUGUAUCUACUCUAAGACUUUUGCAUAUAUAUUAUUGUCAGAAAAAAAAUCACACCCCUAACUGACUUUGCUGUGCUGGCAACGUUUCUAGUGUAGACCAGGCCUAGGUCUACUUAACGUGUGCUUGGCUGUGGCCAUUAAUGCCUCUUUUUAAAAUCAGAAUAGUUCUCUUUGAGGAAAUAAUUUGGGGACUUUGCAAAUAAAUAUAAAUCCCCACCCCUGCAACUACUAUUCCAGCUAAUGUGCUUAAAUACUGACCACAGGCCCUCUACACCUCAUAUGCAGGAGGGUUGUAUUACUAGUAUUAAAUGUGGAUCUAUCAACUUUGAUUAUAAUUCUGAUUUACUGCAGUCUGGGCCCAAUCCUAGCUUAGAUGCAAGCUUUGCUUGUGCAAGCACAGCAGACGCAGGCCCUAAUAUAAGAUAUGAGCAAUUACACAAGUAAGAGAAGUAUGUAUAGAUUUCAACUGCAGUCUUAUUCAGGAAUUUCUGGUGAUUGAUUUGGAAAUAUAUCAUCUUAGAGGUUCAUGUUGUAAGCUGAAAUAUCAGAGAAUAAGAGAUAAUAUUGUAUAGAGUUUUAAAAUAAAUCUGUAAAAUCCACUUUGAUAAUGUAGGAUCCAAUCCUGAGAAGUGCUGAGCAGAGGAAAGACCAGAGAAAAUCUUCACUAAAUAGCUAACAAUUUAGCACCUCUCAAAACUGUAUUUAUUUUAAAUACAGAAUUGACCCUAUCGUAUGCAUUUUUUCAUUUCCAUUUGUUUAAAUCAGUUUACAAUUUAAGAUGUAAGCAUUUGAAAUGCUACUUUCCUUUCGUUUUUGCAAACAUUUUUGGAUUGACAGACCUUAACCGUGUGUAGUUUUUAGUUAUUUACAAACUGUAGGCUUCAUCCAAAGUCCAUUGAACUCAAUGAAAACAAUCCCUAUUGCCCCAAUCCUUAAGUUAACUAGGUCCUUAGGAAGAUUCUUAUGUCCACAUGGAGUCCUGUUGGAUUCCAUGGCCUGUACAUAUUGAUCCAGUUGCAGGGCCUAUGGUGCCAUUCCUUGUAAACUUUUACAGCCAUUGAAAUCAAUUACUAUUUGUGGUUUUAAGCACUAAGGCCCCAAUCCUAGAACACUUUAUGCAUAUGUUUACCUCUAUAAGUAGCCCCACUGCAUUAAUGAGACUGUUUCCAUGUGGGAAGUUAAGCUCAACUGUAAGUGUGUGUCGACUGGGCCCAAGUUAAAAAAGGUAUCAGUCUGUACAUGAGUAAAAUAAGUAUACUGAUGACAUGGGAAUACUGUACAUCAUAAAAUAUUCAUAGAUAUGCUUUACUCAAACAUUGCUGGAAAUCUGGAUUUCCAAAAGCUAAGCAUGAAUACAAUUUGAAUUUAAUGGCAGCAGCUCUCGACCCACAAGUGCCUAAGGAUAAAUAUUUAAAAAUUCUUUUAAAACUAAUGUAAUAUACAUAGUAUGUUUGUGUAUUGUUUAUGUAUUGUGGUUUUGUCUGUGUAUCUAUAUAUGUAUAUAUGGGCUGUAUUACAAAAUGUGCUUAUUUUUUACAUGGCAUGCCUUUUUCCUCCCAUACAAGUUAUUAUUCAGGACAGUUCAUUCAAACUCUUUUGCCUCGUCGGGAAAAGGUCAAUGUCUUGUAGGAUAGUCUCUGUUGCUGAGACUCUGUGCACACAGACUAUGUGUUGUGAUGCAGAAUACACUGAUUUCCUGAAAUGAAAGGAAACCUUCCAUUGUUUUGGAACUUAAGGAAUAGCCGGCCAAAGGUGAGGCUGCUUGGUCACAGGUACAGAAAUGAAGUAGAGAAGACAAUGUAGUUACCUGCAUAUAAUUUGUUGUCUGUGCAUGUUAAUGAUCACAAAGAACAUGCAUAUAAUCAUCCCAGCAGCUCUCUUUUCCACCCGUCAUGCAACACACAUUCAUAAAAGGUGGUUCUUUACACUUGAUUUUAGUUCAAAGGAGUGUCAGCUGUGUCUGUCCUCUUUUGAAGAAGUCUAUAUCCUGCCCUAGAAGUCUUUCAUAUCUGCAUUUUUAUGACCCUAAAAAAAAAAAACAAGCCCCCACAUAAAAGGCUUGUCUGCCUUUAAUAUCUAUAUGUUACAGCAGUUCCCUGCCCUGUUUUUGUGUUUUUGUUUUGUUGUUGUUUUUAUUUUUGAGAGUGAACUAGGAAGACAUUCCAUUAUUCUGAAAAUGGUUUUAAAUGAGCAACAUAACAGAACAAAGAUGUGUAUCAAAAGAAAAUGUAUUGUCAAAUUGUGAGAAAAUGCAAAGGCUGCUCAUACAUUGCUUCUUCCCCCCACCCUACCCCCAAACUACAGUUUGAAGUCACUGGGAGUUUUGGACUUGCAAAGAAUGCAGAAUAGAGUCCCUACUCCAGAAAUAAAGGGUGAAUGUAAAUUUUGUUUGGAUACAAGGGGUAUAGUCUCAUGCUGAUAACAUUAACAUUAAUACAGGCGACUGUCAGUCUCUCUCUCCCCAGUUCUAAUUACAUAUGUUUAUGUAUGUUUGUAUACAAUGAUUGUAUAAAAGAAUUACAUCACCCAAAUUGACAUUAAAUAAUGAAAUAUGUAAUCCUUAUUGGUCUUUGGGGCAGAUAAGAUUUCUGUAGAACUAUUACUGUCUCCAAAAGAGCCUUCAGAUGCAUAAAUGUUUGAAUUACUAUGUACAGUAAGGAAACAGCACAUACAGCAAAGUUGGUGGAACCUCAUUUGUACUGAAAAUUGACACAUUGAAACUGUCCAUAAGGGGGAAAAAUGUUGUUUCCUGGAGAUAUUUGUGUGAAAUAUGUCUUAUUGAAAGCACUUUGUUACGCUUUCUAAUAAAAUGUAUUCUGUCCUCACAUGAA